Molecule: messenger RNA, 1533 nt
Organism: Raphanus sativus (radish)
Lineage: Eukaryota; Viridiplantae; Streptophyta; Magnoliopsida; Brassicales; Brassicaceae
Product: probable disease resistance protein RPP1
Exons: 2
Coding region: 1-1533 (510 amino acids)
Biological process (GO): signal transduction; defense response
Molecular function (GO): ADP binding
Source: RefSeq, a predicted model, not a curated record
AUGAGUUCUUAUUCUUCUUCUUCAUCUUCUUCAUCUAGAAGAUACAUUUAUGAUGUUUUCCCAAGUUUCUGCGGCCAAGACGUCCGCAAAACCUUUCUCAGCCACUUUCUCGAAGGGCUGAAAGGAAGUGGAAUAAAUACGUUCAUAGACAAUUGGAUCGCGAGGAGCGAGUCUAUCAACUGUGAACUCGUAAGAGCUAUCAAGGAAUCAAGGAUUGCCGUCGUAAUCCUGUCUAGAAACUAUGCAUCUUCGAUCUGGUGUUUAAACGAGUUGCAGCUGAUCAUGAAGUGCAAGCUUUCUUUAGGACAGUCUGUAAUGACAAUCUUCUAUGAUGUUGAUCCAUCUGAUGUAAGAAAACAAACCGGGGCUUUUGGCAAAGCCUUUGAGGAAACUUGUAAGGGGAAGACAGAGAUACAAAAGCAAAGAUGGAGACUAGCUAUGACUCAAGUAGCGACUAUUGCCGGAGAACAUUCUGCAUCAUGGGCUAGUGAAGCUGAGAUGAUCUUGAAAAUCGUCGCGGAUGUUUCCAAUGAGUUGCCCUCAACAGAUUUUAAUCGGUUAGUUGGAAUUGAAGCUCACGUAGCCAAGAUUAAAUCCAUGAUAUCAUUAGAAUCCGACGAGGUGAAAAUUGUGGGAAUUUGGGGUCCUGCCGGUAUUGGCAAAACCACCAUAGCAAAAGCCUUGUAUAAUGAAGUUUCAAUCAUCUUCCAGCUUAAGUUUUAUAAGGAAAAUGCUGAGGGAAGGAAACAGAUCAUAAACACGCAUGAUGAGACUAGCUUGCAAAAUCAUUUGCAAAACGAAUUAUUCUCCGGGGUUUUAGAUCAUCGAAACAUGAAGAUACCUGAGUUAGGUGAGGCGGAAGAUAGGUUGAAGCACCAGAGAGUCCUUCUCAUUCUUGAUGAUGUCCCUGCUAAUGAGCUAAAAGCUUUGAGAGAUCUAAUCCAUGGUCUUAGAUUUGGAAGUAAGGUAAUUGUGAUCAGUGAAGAUAUACGUACAUUGAGAGGAUAUGGGGUCGACCAUAUCUACAGAGUGGCGUUUCCAUCGCCCGAGCAGGCUCUGCAGAUGUUUUCCUACUCGGCCUUUGGACAAAACUCUCCACCAAGAGGUUAUCUGGAUCAUGCAAAUGAAGUACUGAAGCUUAUUACUCCUUAUCCACUUGGUCUCAGAGUCUUAGGUUCUUUGUUGCGUGGGAAGAGCAGCUGGACAAUGACACUGCCUAGGCUGAGAACCUAUCUUAUCCAUAAGGAUAAUGUGGAGGAAGUACUUAAGGUUUCCUACGAUGAUCUAUCUGAUAAAGACAAAAUGUUACUUUACCGAUUUAAAAAUUAUGUACGUUUGGGUGAAAGCUUGAACAAGGUCAUAUUAUUUCUUGCGGAGAGUUACUGGGAUGUGGAGAAAGGAAUAGAAACCCUAGUUGAUAGGGGUCUCAUCUCUACAUCCGCAGAUGGAGGAAUUAUGAUGCACUAUUUAGUAAAAGAUAUUGUUAGAAAGGAUGUUUUGGCUAGGGGCCAUAACAUGGUCAAUACUAAUUAG